Molecule: messenger RNA, 936 nt
Organism: Ipomoea nil (Japanese morning glory)
Lineage: Eukaryota; Viridiplantae; Streptophyta; Magnoliopsida; Solanales; Convolvulaceae
Product: thioredoxin-like protein slr0233
Exons: 4
Coding region: 86-613 (175 amino acids)
Cellular component (GO): cytoplasm
Molecular function (GO): oxidoreductase activity, acting on a sulfur group of donors, disulfide as acceptor; protein-disulfide reductase activity
Source: RefSeq, a predicted model, not a curated record
UCCACUUCAUCAACGGUUCACAUCUCUCUUCUUUCCUCUAUAAUAAUUACUCUCCGAAUUUCUCUCUCGUCCUCGCUCGAAGAAAAUGGCGAUUUCUGCAAAGGCCGCUGCUCUCUACUCCUUGAACACCAAACACCGUUCAGCCGCCGCGCCGUUGACUUCUUCUUCAACGUCGAAGCUCUCUCGCUUUUCGUCCUUGCAACUCCCUAGACAACUUCGCCGCGUGCGGAUUGGAUUUCACGGCUCCGAUCAUAAGUCUCGUCCCCGAACUCUUCCUCUGGUUCAAGCAAAGAAGGAGACAUUUUCUUCCUUUGAUGAUAUUCUGGAAAAUUCUGACAAACCAGUUUUGGUUGACUUCUAUGCAACUUGGUGUGGUCCUUGCCAGUUCAUGGUUCCUAUCCUCAACGAUGUAGGUAAUGCAAUGAAAGAUAAAAUUCAAGUGGUGAAAAUUGAUACUGAAAAGUAUCCUAGCAUUGCGGACAGGUACAAAAUACAGGCACUGCCAACAUUCAUUCUGUUCAAGGAUGGGAAACCAUGCGAUCGCUUUGAGGGUGCACUAUCAGCUGACAAUUUAAUCAAACGUAUUGAGGAUGCACUCAAGCUUGUACAGUAGCUGUACUGAAUCUCUCCUCUCAUCUGUGCAAAUAUUGUGUUUCCUUGCUUCCAAGUUUGGGCAGAAAUGCACAAGACCUAUUUGAUAGGCCAUUCAAGCUUGGUUUUAAUUGAAUUUGGUCCUAGCUUUUUGUCAAAUUCCUGUUACUUGGGGAAAAGUGAUCACGGUUGGUUGUAUUUUUUGAUGUGAUAGUCAUUCAAGCUAAUUUAAUUUUUACCGAAUUAAUCAUUGCUCUUAGGUUUAUUUUUGCCACUGUAAUUUGGAUUGUUACAUUUUACAGUGAUAAGCUUCACUAUUCUUCCCCCAAGCUUGGGUGUCUUCAA